AUGGGUAAGGGAGGGAUGUCUUCUCAGGGAGGGGUUCUAGAAGCCCAUGUUGAACAAGAAAACAUGGCUGCUUGGCUUGUGGGUGUGAAUACCCUCAAGAUUCAACCUUUCAAGCUCCCCACUGUCGGUCCCAAUGAUGUCAGAGUCAAGAUAAAGGCUGUUGGGAUAUGCGGAAGUGAUGUCCACUACCUUAAGACCAUGAAAUGUGCAGACUUUGUUGUUCAAGAGCCAAUGGUAAUUGGGCAUGAAUGUGCUGGGAUCGUUGACGAAGUUGGUAGCAUGGUGAAGAAUCUGGUGCCCGGAGAUCGCGUGGCUCUAGAGCCCGGCAUCAGCUGCUGGAGAUGCGAGCAGUGCAAGGGCGGGCGAUACAAUCUAUGCCCAGACAUGAAGUUCUUCGCCACCCCACCAGUCCACGGCUCAUUGGCAAAUCAGAUUGUGCACCCUGCAGAUCUGUGCUUCAAGCUCCCGGAGAAUGUGAGUUUGGAGGAAGGCGCCAUGUGCGAGCCUCUGAGUGUUGGUGUUCAUGCCUGUCGGCGAGCCAACAUCGGCCCAGAAACAAACGUCCUGGUGAUCGGAGCGGGGCCAAUCGGGCUUGUGUCGGUGCUCUCUGCUCGUGCUUUUGGGGCAGCUAGAAUUGUCAUUGUGGAUGUGGAUGAUGAGCGCUUAUCCCUUGCAAAGUCUCUCGGCGCCGAUGACGCCGUCAAAGUCUCAACAAACCCUCAGGAUUUAGAAGAUGAAGUUUCUAAGAUAAAUAAGGCCAUGAAAGGUGGAGUAGAUGUGAGCUUUGACUGCGUGGGUUUUAAUAAAACUAUGUCAACGGCCCUCAGCGCCACCCGUCCGGGCGGCAAAGUUUGUCUCGUGGGCAUGGGUCACGGCGUCAUGACUGUCCCCCUCACCCCUGCCGCUGCCAGGGAAGUUGAUGUGGUUGGAAUCUUCCGGUACAAGAACACAUGGCCGCUGUGUCUCGAGUUUUUGAGAACCGGCAAGAUCGAUGUGAAGCCCCUGAUAACGCACCGUUUCGGAUUCUCCCAGAAGGAGAUUGAAGAAGCCUUCGAAACGAGCGCGCGUGGAGGAAAUGCCAUAAAAGUCAUGUUUAAUUUGUAA
This is a messenger RNA of Prunus armeniaca (apricot), 1104 nucleotides long. NCBI's taxonomy places the organism in Eukaryota, Viridiplantae, Streptophyta, Magnoliopsida, Rosales, Rosaceae. The record is from the annotation of a GenBank genome assembly.